Molecule: messenger RNA, 2040 nt
Organism: Trichoderma breve
Lineage: Eukaryota; Fungi; Ascomycota; Sordariomycetes; Hypocreales; Hypocreaceae
Product: AMP-binding enzyme domain-containing protein
Exons: 4
Coding region: 1-2040 (679 amino acids)
Biological process (GO): lipid metabolic process
Cellular component (GO): cytosol
Molecular function (GO): acetoacetate-CoA ligase activity
Source: RefSeq, a predicted model, not a curated record
AUGGGGGAGUCUAUCGACCGCGAUAAUGCCUUCGCAGGCGUCACUCCCAAAGCAAAGGAGCUCUGGAGACACGCUGAGCCUGCCUCGACGCCCAUGUGGCAGUUCCUCCAGACGGUCAACCAGAAGCACAAUCUGCAUCUCACCGGAUACCCAGACCUGUACAAGUGGUCUGUCGACAAUGUCGCCCAGUUCUGGGACGAGGUGUGGCAGUUUGUGGGCGUCGUUUCAUCCCAGCCAUAUUCACACGUCCUGCCGGCGGAUGCGCCCAUGUUCCCUCGUCCCGACUUCUUCGCCGACUCUCGCCUCAACUUUGCCGAAAACCUCCUCUUCCCUCCCACGGCCACGCCUCUUGACCCUUCUUCCACCGCCGUAAUCACCACCACCGAACUCCCUGGCGACUUGCGAUCAACCACCUGGGCUGAGCUGCGCGAGUCGGUCCGCCAAUGCGCCAAUGCGUUGCGUGCCGAAGGGUUGAAGCCUCACGACAUCGUCGCGGGUUAUGUAUCCAACCAUGUGGAAGCUGUGGUUGCGAUGCUGGCGGCUGCUUCUCUCGGCGCGAUAUGGACGGGCAUCAGCCCUGACAGCGGCGUUUCUGCCGUGUUGGACCGAUUGAGCCAGAUUGGACCUCGCAUUCUGUUCGCCGACAACGGAACAGUGUACAAUGGCAAGGAGUGGUCGAGCACAUCCAAGACGACAGACAUUGUCGCGGAGCUUAGCAAGAUGGGCCUGCAAAAGGUCAUUGUCAUCAACAACAUUAAGGGCGAUCUGGGCAUCAAGGACAUUGAGGCUCACGGCGUCGCGGCUGUUGAAUACCAAAGCUUCCUCUCCAGCGCCUCAUCAGAUGCUCUUAUAUUUGAACAGUUGCCGCCAUCACAUCCACUCUACAUCCUCUACUCCAGCGGUACCACCGGUCUCCCCAAGGCAAUCGUCCACACUGCUCUGGGAACACUUAUCCAGCACAAGAAAGAGCACAUGUUGCACUGCUCUUUGACCUCGGCUUCGAGCAUGCUCUACUACACAACCACUUCCUGGAUGAUGUGGCAUUGGAGCGUUGGAGCGCUUGCUGUCGGAGCCAAGCUGAUUCUGUACUCAGGGUCACCUUUCCGACCCAACUCAUACAUGUCCAUUCCCCGCGUGUUGUCAGAUCUCAAGGUGACACAUUUCGGCACCUCAGCAGCUUACCUCACAGCAUUGGAGGCCAAUGGAGUCUAUCCUGUUCGUGAUUCCAGCAUUGAUUUAUCUCACCUCGAAGCCAUAUACUCCACAGCGUCACCACUGCCGCCGUCCACCUUUUCUUUCGUUUACGAAGCCUUCCCGAAGACCAUUAAUCUUGCCUCUAUUACUGGCGGCACCGACAUCAUCUCUCUAUUUGGCGCUCCUUCCCCUCUAUUGCCCGUUCGAGUCGGCGAAAUCCAGUGUGCUGGCCUGGGAAUGGCCAUCAAGGCUGUCGACUCCGUCACUGGCGAGGACGUUUCUGCAGGAGAGCCUGGUGACCUGGUUUGCGUCAAGCCCUUCCCCUGCCAGCCUCUGACUUUCUUCGGCGCCAAAGGUGACGACAAGUACAAGGCUGCCUACUUUGAGCGUUUCGAGGACGUGUGCGGCGUCAAGGGCGCGGUGUGGCAUCACGGCGACUUUGUCAAGAUUCCUGACCCCAAGACGGGCGGCCUGCUCAUGUUGGGCAGAUCUGAUGGUGUCCUGAAGCCGGCUGGCGUGAGAUUCGGUUCAGCCGAGAUUUACAACAUUUUGAUCCGGUUCUUUGCGUCCGAGGUUGAGGAUGCCGUCUGUGUAGGACGCCGACGAGCAACAGACACGGACGAGACGGUUUGCCUGAUCAAGCAGAAGAUUAAGAGCGAGCUCAGCCCGCGUCACGUCCCGGGCGUGGUAGAGGAAUGCGGAGGUGGCAUCCCCAAGACGGGCAACGGCAAAAAAAUCGAAGUUGCCGUGAAGCAGAUUCUUUCGGGCAUGAGCAUCAAGACGAACGCCAGUGUCGCAAACCCCGAGGCCCUAGAGUGGUUCAAGGAAUGGGCAAAGACGUAUUAA